AGCGCGUCGCGGAGCAGGAGCGACGCACGGCGAUUGGGUGAGCCCGGAGCCGAAGUGUUUUAAGUUAAAAAAAAAAAGACGAGACGAGGACAACGACGACAGCAGCUGCGGCCGCAUGAGUCGAACUCACAGUCGAACUUUUCGGCCUGGUGUUGUAGAGACUUCGGAUGUUACGAUGGCUGCGAACUUCACCAUUUCAGACAGCGAUUCGGAGCCUUCGGAGGAGGUAGAGGAAGCAGAAAACAAGCGGCCGUCAGAGGGACAGGAGAACGUUCGUCGUCACCUCAACAUACCCGAGCUCAGACUGUCAACGAACGGUCGAAUCCGGCUGAACUCGGAGUCCCACCUUUCCACUGUCUACAAAGAGGAGGAUCUACUGGCCCGGGGGGAGGAGGAGCCCGGGACCCCUACCGAGGGGUACCCCUUCAGGGGACGAUCCAAGUCCGCCCCUCCCGCCCUGUGGGCUGCCAAGAAGUACGGUCAGCGGCUUCGAAGGAUGAGCGACGAGUUCGACAGCCUGCUUGAUAAAGGGGAGAUGAGGAAGGUGAAGAGUGUGGGGUCGACCAAACCGAUCCCCCACACCAGAAGCUGGUGGAACUACCUCUUUAGUCACCAGGAGUCGGACGGAGAGAACGGCCACCACGAAAAACCAACGCACCGCACCGAAUGAACGCUGGGGCGGGGAAACGGGAGCCGCUGGAGAUUUUUUACGGAUGAAGAACGAGGAAACGACUGAACGCUGGCUGAGCGGGACCAGUGGGUCCCACCUGAAGAGACUUCUGUUUAAGUCAUCCGUAUUCUUUUUUUUUUUUUUCUGUUUGUGUUGUGAUUGAAAAGUGUUGAGCUGUCCUUUGUGUUAGGGCAAACAGAAUUAAAUUACAUGAGAUUACCCCUAAAAAAAACUAACAAAAAAACUAGUGCAUUAAUGAACAGGAAACGUUAUUUUGUUUUUAAACGGUGCACCGUACUUCACGGAGCAACGAUUUAAAACUUUGUCCUGCUUUCCAUUUAGGUGAUAAUUACGUUUUACCACCAUAUUUCCAUUUUUUUUUUUUAAUCCACUGUAAUCCAGCGUCAAAAAUAAUCCACUAAUGAAGGUUUUUUGUUAUAAAGUACUCCACUUCCCGUUCCUCAACGUUUGCCUUUCCUACUUUAAGCUGUACGAGACUAUCAGAACUGCUUUAUUAGAUCGAGUUCAUCAAAAGAACAAUCUUGUAGUCGGACAAUCUGCGACGGCGCACAAACUAUUUUAGAUUAAACUUCAGGGUCAGAUUAUAGACAUGAAACAGAAAAAGCACAAGUCAGUCUUUUUUCAAAGCCUUGGACGAGCAAAAAUAAAAUGAAUUUUUAUGUGUAAAUAUCUUGUAAAUAUGAAAUACCAGGGACUGGGCGGGGCUAUAAAUAAGGUGAUUUACGCAGAAUUUUAUUCACGAGGUUACCGAGAAGUUCGGCUAACCUAGCAAUAGGCUGUGGCUGUCGGGAUUAAACGUAUUUGAAGAAGUCGGUGGAGAUGAAUUAACUAACUGCUGUAAGGGAUGAAUUUUGUCCCGUCUGAUUUAAACGCAGGUUCGAUGACUUUUAGAUACAAUCUACGGAGUUUGUUCCGAAAAGUCAAUUUUUAUAUAUAUAUUAAAAAAAUUAAACUUUUGUCUACAUUAGAUUUAAAUCGAAUUUUUACUGUUUG
Nematolebias whitei (Rio pearlfish) is the source of this 1684-nucleotide messenger RNA. It is a transcript of the gene badb, whose product is annotated as BCL2 associated agonist of cell death b. Gene Ontology annotation, biological process: apoptotic process. The transcript has 4 exons. The record is from RefSeq and is a predicted model, not a curated record. Lineage: Eukaryota; Metazoa; Chordata; Actinopteri; Cyprinodontiformes; Rivulidae. The coding region runs from base 116 to 670 and encodes 184 amino acids.